CAAAAUGGCGGAAACGUCAUAACACAGUUCCAAUAGUUUUUGAAUAAUAAAAUUCAAUAAAAAUGUCGGAAUAUGUGGCAAAUAUUGCUGAGCAAUAUUUUAGUACGCUAAAUCCAAUAGCCGCCCGUUUACAUUCCGACAUAAUUGAAACAAAAAACGCAUACGAAAAAUUAUGGGAUCAGUUAAGUCCCCAGGAACAAUCGCAGAUUAUCAACGAAUCAAUUAUAAAACCUGAAGUGUUAUUAAAGUAUGGAUUGUACACGAAAUCGGAUAAAGAAGAGAAACAAGUUUAUGGACAGAAGAUUAUCCAUGACGAACAUUUUGCGUAUCGUGAUGAAUUCUCAGCACCGUUCAGUUACAAAACACAAUCUCAAAUGGAUUUGAGGGUGUUUUCUGAAGCUCCGGUAUUACCAGGGAGUCCUUUAUUAAAGUCGGAUAUUAUAAAUAAGAAUGUGAGUUCGAAUAAGGAGAAGGAAAUAUUUGCGGAUAAAUUGAAUAUUUUAAUCGAUGAUGGGGUUAAAUAUAAUAUUCCAAGUUUUGAUAACUAUGAUGAUAAUAUCUCCAAAUACGAAGAUAAUAUAUCAAAAAAUUCAUCUCCUUCAGAAACGAUGAACGAAACACCUUCGGAUACGAGUCAAGAUGAGAAAACUUGCCUGUUACCAGCUGCAAAUGUAUUAAAGACUGGAUAUGAUUUCUUAGAUAAUUGGUGAAUCUCAUCGAAUAUAUCGAUAUUUUUAUUAUAAACGAUAUUUCUAAAAAUAUUUUAUAUACCUAUAUUAUUAUCUGCAAUUAUUAACCAAUUAUCGCACUGUAUCGAUACACGAUUAUAUAAUCUAUAUAUAUAUUUAUAUAUCUACCUCUUUUAUUAACGUAUUU
This is a messenger RNA of Chrysoperla carnea, 876 nucleotides long. RefSeq lists its product as uncharacterized. The record is from RefSeq and is a predicted model, not a curated record. NCBI's taxonomy places the organism in Eukaryota, Metazoa, Arthropoda, Insecta, Neuroptera, Chrysopidae. Bases 63 to 710 code for a protein of 215 amino acids. The transcript has 2 exons.